GUUGGAGUCAAAAUUGACGUUCUUUCUUUGUCCAGGCUUCAUUUUCAUGUCAGCAUUGACGCCUCGGGUUGGACCACCUUCCCUCUGUUUGGCGCUCCAUCUGCAACUAACAGAUCGAGAGAGAGAGAGGAGCUUCUCGUUGGACUUAGAAGAUAGAGAAAGGGGGGAAGCUUACAAAAGGAGCCAAGCUUCUCCAGAGUCAAGUGGAAGACGAAGAAGAAGCUCUUGCUGGUUGAAUGGUAGUUGGGUAGAGAGAUCCUUCCCGGCCUCUUCUAGCUGGCUGGAGAAAAGCAGGCCUGAACAAAGUGAAAGAGGUUUUUAUUUCCAAUGAAUCAGUUUGAAAAGAAUGAAACCGACUUGGAAGGCGGAAAAUUGUUAAAAGAUGGAGAUAAAGCAACACGAGGUAAUAAGGUGGUUAAAUCACAGAAUCAGGCCUUGUUGGCUGGUCUUGCAUAUUGCAUAUCGUCCUGCAGCAUGAUAUUAGUUAACAAAUUUGUGCUUUCGAGCUACAAUUUUGAUGCUGGAAUUUCUCUGAUGCUGUACCAGAACCUAGUCUCAGUUAUAAUCGUUUCUGUGUUGAGUUUUCUGGGCAUUAUAUCAACCGAGCCGCUAACAUGGAGAUUGGUUAAGGUCUGGUUGCCUGUGAAUGUUAUAUUCGUUGGGAUGCUCAUUACAAGCAUGUUUAGCUUAAAGUACAUCAAUGUAGCAAUGGUCACGGUCCUAAAGAAUGUUACCAAUGUGAUAACUGCUAUUGGUGAAAUGUAUCUAUUCCAAAAGCACCAUGACAGCAGAGUAUGGGCUGCUUUGUUUCUAAUGAUAAUUUCAGCAAUUUCUGGAGGCGUGACUGAUUUAUCUUUCCAUGCCGUCGGCUAUGCAUGGCAAAUCAUUAACUGUUUCUUGACUGCAUCAUAUUCUCUGACUCUACGUAGGGUCAUGGAUACAGCAAAGCUUGUUACAAAAUCUGGAAAGCUGAAUGAGUUUUCAAUGGUCUUGCUAAAUAACACUCUUUCUCUGCCUUUGGGGAUUGUGCUUAUUUUUGUUUUCAGGGAGGUUGAUUAUCUCUUUACAACACCACUUUUGAGGUUACCAACCUUCUGGAUGGUAAUGACGCUAAGUGGAUUUUUAGGUCUUGCAAUCAGCUUCACAUCUAUGUGGUUUCUUCAUCAAACAGGUGCCACCACAUACAGCCUUGUGGGGUCGCUGAAUAAGAUCCCUCUAUCUGUUGCUGGUAUCCUACUUUUCAAAGUCCCGACCAGUUUAGAGAACUCCGCUAGCAUUUUCUUUGGUCUUGUGGCUGGAGUAUUUUUCGCCAGAGCCAAAAUGCGGGAGAGAUCUCAAUCCUGAACUGUUAUAACUAGUUAUUAUUUGAUGACAACCAAGUUUUUCACUGUGUGAAAGCUGCAUCCGGCUGCCUUAAUAUCUCAUUCUUCAAUUGUGGGAAAUCAUUUUAUAGAUUCUCAUGAAGUCUCAAAGAAGAUUCUGCUGGGCAUUAGGAAAACUUCCAUUCAACUUCAUCAGGCCAUCUGGAGAUGUUGUGUACCAAAACUUACCGCUAAUUUUUUCACCAAUCUGUAUUUUGUUGUGUAACUCAUUACUCUGUAUCAUCUUUGCUAGUCUUAUACAAACAAUUAUUCCGAAACUCGUGCUAAAUUGGGAGAAAAAUGAUCUCCCUAAGAUAAUGUUGGCAAAAAAAAAAAAAAAAAUGUUUUCAGGUAUAUGCUAUUUCUGUAUAGAACAAAGUUGAAAGCUUGUAUAGAAGAUGCGUUUAUUGGUAUGA
Molecule: messenger RNA, 1777 nt
Organism: Prunus persica (peach)
Lineage: Eukaryota; Viridiplantae; Streptophyta; Magnoliopsida; Rosales; Rosaceae
Product: GDP-mannose transporter GONST1
Exons: 9
Coding region: 328-1344 (338 amino acids)
Cellular component (GO): Golgi apparatus
Molecular function (GO): GDP-mannose transmembrane transporter activity; antiporter activity
Source: RefSeq, a predicted model, not a curated record